AUGUCCCUUGAUUUUUUCGACACAAUUAAAACUUUGGGACUCUAUUGGAAUUCAGGCGAGGAUAAAAUUAUCUAUAAAAUAGCAGAAAAUACAGAAAAACCAAAGUCUCAAAUAACUAAGCGUACGUUACUUGCAGAAAUUGCACGGUUAUUUGAUCCAUUAGGCUUAUUAGGUGCCAUUAUUGUAUAUGCGAAAAUGAUGAUCCAAACUCUCUGGAAACUGCAACUUACGUGGGAUGAGUCCAUCCCACAAGAAUCUGAGUCAGUGUGGCUUAAAUUUAAAGGUCAAUUACAUUUAUUAAAUACUCUUAAAUUCUAUCGAUGCACCGUCGCGUUUGACUCAACCGAAAUUCAAUUGCAUGGGUUCGCCGACGCAAGUGAAAAGGGCUACGGAGCUUGCAUUUACUUGCGCACCACAGACAAAUGUGGCAACCACCACGGGGCUCUCGUAGGCUCCAAGUCCUGGGUCGCGCUAGUGCAAACGGUGACAUUUCCUAGAUUGGAAUUAUGCGCCGCUCUCUUACUGUCUGAAUUCUAUGCCGCUGAUGUACAAUCUCUACAGCAUUUGAAAUUUAGUAGGACUGUAUUUUGGUCAGAUUCCACAAUCAGUCUUCACUGGAUUCAAACGUCUCCACACAUAUUAAAAACAUUUGUAUCAAACCGCGUAGCUCAGAUUCAGGAACUUACUCAGCCUUACAAGUGGAAGCACGUACCCACUCACGAUAAUCUUGCUGACUUCUCUUCUCGAGGUCAAUUACCGAAAGACUUUCUAAUUAACAAUAUUUGGCAACACGGACCUCAUUGGCUAAGUCAAGAUAACGGUUUCUGGUCUGAAAUGUCGAUUGCGCCAAUCGACAUUCCCGAAAAACGCAACGUUCGUCUUCUACAGGUUUCAAUGAAAUUAACGUUAAAAAAAUCAGAUUUCUUUCCGGAUUUUAACUCAUUUGGCCACUUAAUUCACGUGAUCGCUUACGGUCACAGGUUUCGGUACAAUGCCAAUCCAAAGAAUUUAAUGAAAUCGACCGGUCCCCUUUCAGACCAUGAAGUCAGAACUGCGCGAGACUGUGUAAUAAAAAUUGCACAGGCAACUGCAUUUGCCACGGAAAUUGAUUGCUUAUCACGCAAUCAAGAUAUCGACAGGAAAAGCAAAAUUUUAAAUCUUAAUCCUUUUCUCGACAACGGAAUUCUUAAAGCAGGGGGCAGACUUACCCAUUCAAACCUAUUAUAUGAUGAAAAACAUCCAAUUUUGCUGCCCCAUAACCAUUCCAUUACACGAAUGAUUAUCAUUGAUGCGCAUCUGGAAUUGAAACCUGCGGGAACCCAAUCUACUUUAUACUUAGUUCGAGGAAAAUAUUGGCCGAUGGAUGGUCGCAACACCGCGCGUAGAAUUAUUUACAAUUGCGUCCAGUGUUUUAAAACCAAACUUCGCGGUGCUGGAUAUAAAAUGGGAAACCUGCCCGCGAAUCGUUUAGAAUAUUCGCGACCUUUCUUGAAUUUCGGAGUGGAUUUCUGUGGCCCUCUGUACAUUAAAGAAAGACGGUACCGAAAUAUAAAAAGGGUCAAGUAA
Messenger RNA from Belonocnema kinseyi, 1566 nucleotides. RefSeq lists its product as uncharacterized. NCBI's taxonomy places the organism in Eukaryota, Metazoa, Arthropoda, Insecta, Hymenoptera, Cynipidae. The transcript has a single exon. Bases 1 to 1566 code for a protein of 521 amino acids. The record is from RefSeq and is a predicted model, not a curated record.